This is a messenger RNA of Cyphellophora europaea CBS 101466, 1458 nucleotides long. RefSeq lists its product as uncharacterized. Gene Ontology annotation, biological process: transmembrane transport. Bases 1 to 1458 code for a protein of 485 amino acids. Gene Ontology annotation, molecular function: transmembrane transporter activity. The record is from RefSeq and is a predicted model, not a curated record. The transcript has 5 exons. NCBI's taxonomy places the organism in Eukaryota, Fungi, Ascomycota, Eurotiomycetes, Chaetothyriales, Cyphellophoraceae. Gene Ontology annotation, cellular component: membrane.
AUGGCUCUUGACGACACGAAGACCGCUCAGACGGCUGCCCAUGCGGAGCACCACCACGAUGACGUUGAAGGCAAGAUGCGUGCGCCACGCGUUGAAGCUGUGGACUAUGCCGGAGCACACAAGGUCACAGAUCCUGCCGAGAUUAGGCUUGUGCGCAAACUCGAUUAUCGCAUCAUGCCAACGCUAUGCCUCAUGUACUUUCUGAACUACAUUGAUCGCAACACUCUCGCCUCCGCUCGCCUCAACGGCCUCGAAGAUGACCUCGGCAUGGAGGGCACCGACUUCAACACGGCUGUGUCGAUCCUUUUCGUCGGCUAUGUCCUCAUGCAGAUUCCAAGCAACAUGAUGAUAACGCGCAUAAAGCCUGCCCGAUACAUGAGUGCGUGGAUGCUCGUAUGGGCAGUCGUAUCUGGUUGUACAGGCGCAGUACAAAACUACGCCGGCCUAGUGGUUUGCCGCUUCUUCCUUGGAAUCACAGAAUCCCCUUUCUAUCCUGGUGCCAUCUAUGUUCUAUCGAUCUGGUAUACACGCCGAGAAGUGGCCGCCCGCGUCGCUGUGCUGUACAGCGCGCAAAUCCUAGCGACCGGUUUUACAGGUCUCAUCGCUGCGGGCAUCUUUGCCGGCCUCGAUGGCACACAAGGCCUUUCCGGUUGGCGCUGGCUCUUCGUCCUCGAGGGCAUCUUCACCUUCGCGGUCGGGCUGCUGGGCUUCUGGCUUCUUCCAAAUACCCCACUGACCACGCGCUGGCUGUCUCCGGAGGAGCGCGAGCUUGCGCAUACCCGUAUGGAGAUGGACUGCGUGGAGACUAGCCCGCAGGAUGCCACUUCCCUGGAUGGCCUGAAGCAGGCAGUGCGAGACCCACGAGCAUGGCUGUUCAGCGCGAUGCAAAUGUUUCAUCUUUCCGCUUGCUCCUUCAACUCCUUCUUCCCCACCGUCGUCAAGACCCUCGGCUACAACACGACCAUCACCCUCGUCAUGACGUGCCCGCCCUUCCUCGCCGCCGGCGCCGCCGGCAUCCUCACGGGCUACAGCUCCGGCAAGCUGCACGAACGCACGUGGCACAUCACGAUCGGGCUCCUCGUCGCCAUUGUCGGCUUCAUCGUCGCCGCAGCCAACAUGUCCACCGCAGGCCGCUACACGGCGUGCUUCAUCUUUCCCAUCGGCGCUUACGCCGUCAACAGCGUCAUUAUCGGCUGGGCGUCAUCAACAUGCGCGCAGACCAAAGAGAAGAAGGCGGUGAGUCUGGCGAUGCUGAAUGUUGCGGGGCAGAUUGGCUACAUCUAUGGGCCGUACAUGUGGAUCGAUGGGCCGAGGUUCGCGCUUGGGUUCGGGUUGUCGGCUGGGUUUUGCGUGCUGUGCAUUGCGACGGUAUGGGCGAUGAGAUUCAUACUGAAGAGGGAUAAUGUUAGGAUCAGGACGAGUGCUGCGUCUGAGGAGUUGAAGUUGUAUGGAUAUUAG